UGUUUCUUCAGAGCAGCUCGAGCUUGCGUUGCUUGAAAAACUAACAAUUAUUCAGACGUUAUGAUUUUAUGCUGACUGCCCGGAGACACCGAGAAUUGUCGGCGAUGUUUGUUCGGUGUCAAUGAGCCGCAGAUAUAGCGCCGCCGAGCGGAGCGAUAAUAAUCAGAAUCCUGUGCUGCUGGAGUGCUGCGGCGGCCUCAACAACGUGGAUUACAGCAAGAUGGACAUAUCUCCAAUGCAAGAACUUGUAAAACACAUCAAUUUUCAAGACUCCAGCUUCUGUAUCGCUGUAGUGACCAUCAUGUUCAACCCUUUCUUCUGGAAUGUGGUGGGGAGAUGGGAGCAUCGUACGCGCCGUCUGUCGAGGCUCUUCGGUAGCUCUCACUUGGCCUGUUACUGCCUCGCUGUCGUCAUUAUUCUGCUCAACGUCUAUCGCAGCCACAGUAUGAUGGUGGUGAUGACGGCCCAGCCCAGGUGGGGGGUGCUGGCCAGGACGGACGUGUUCUACAUGGGAUUAGCAGUUUUGACAGUGGGCACUGUGCUGGUGGUCAGCAGCUUUCUGGCUCUGGGAUUCACCGGAACCUUCCUAGGUGACUACUUUGGCAUCCUGAUGGAGGAGAAGGUGACAGGCUUUCCCUUCAGCAUCAUGGAGAACCCCAUGUACUGGGGCAGCACCGCGAACUACCUGGGCCUGGCACUGAUCGGUGCCAGUCCCGUGGGUUUGAUCCUGACUGCCCUCGUCGCUGCGUCGUACAAAGUGGCAAUAAUAUUUGAGGGACCAUUCACCAAACACAUCUAUCAGCAGCAGAAUCAGCGCUGCAAGCAGGAGUAACCUCCGGCUCCGGCGCUGGACCAGGAUUCCCGUCUUACUACGACACACGUCCUUGAUGACUCGGUUAUCUCCAGCUCAGAUAUGGAAAGUGUUCCUACUGCAGCUCCCAACGUCCAGAGUCUUCAGAAUCAAGAUUAAAAA
This is a messenger RNA of Thalassophryne amazonica, 973 nucleotides long. RefSeq names its product phosphatidylethanolamine N-methyltransferase (gene pemt). The transcript is spliced from 7 exons. Bases 122 to 832 code for a protein of 236 amino acids. Lineage: Eukaryota; Metazoa; Chordata; Actinopteri; Batrachoidiformes; Batrachoididae. Gene Ontology annotation, molecular function: phosphatidylethanolamine N-methyltransferase activity. Gene Ontology annotation, biological process: phosphatidylcholine biosynthetic process. The record is from RefSeq and is a predicted model, not a curated record.